CACGAUAAAUAGCGACAUGCUUUAUCCUAGUCGAUAUGGGGGGCGGGAGGCAACAAAACACGACUGUCUAUAUAUAGCGACUUGUCCUCAAGUCCGACUGGGUAUGCCCUCCCAAGCGCCCCGUCUCCUGUGUCACAACAAAGCAACGGGUUAAAGUAUUGUGAUCCUCAACCUUUUAGCCUCCAGUUGUACCGGCUGAGCUCCGUUAUGGGCGGCUCAGUGGCCGUUUCCAAAAGCACACAGUCAUGAUCGCGUAUAUUUUACUCGGUUUGCAUACGUACAAAGUAUGGUGUAUAUACUUGUCGCACUCGGGGCCACGCGCAUAUCAUCAAGCGGUGAAAUCAACCACAGUCGGCUACCGACUGUCAAGCUUCCUUGUACUUUUGAGCCUGUUCUACAUGACUUUUGCGAUCAUGGCGACACACAACAACGGUAAAAUCAGUGCAGAUGACAUCAUCCAAGAACUUAACCUCUCACCGCACCCAGAAGGUGGAUUCUACAGGAGAACCUACCGCUCAGAAUUGAAAACUGAAGCAGGUCUUCCCCAAGGUUCAGCCAUUUACUAUCUGGUGACGGCGGAGAGAGGGUCUGCUUGGCACAGGAUCCACGGCAGCGAUGAACUGUGGCACUUUUACGCGGGGGAUCCCGUGGAGGUCCGGACUGCGUCUCCAGACGGUAUCCUGCGGGACACUAGGGUGCUUGGUCCCGGUGUUUUACAGGGCCAACGCCCUCAGUUGUUGAUUCCUUCCAACCACUGGCAGUAUGGCAGGUGUUUGGGGGAAUGGACACUGUUUGGAUGCUCUGUCUGUCCAGGCUUUGACAUUGACAGUCUUGAAUUGGCGCCAAAAGGAUGGCAACCAAAAGUGGAGUAAUGCCUAUACUCAAGAUGUUCACAUUUGACGGAGGCGUAUCAUCACCAUAUUUACCUGACACUUCGCAAACUUCUUCAGACACUGCACACUGCACAGCAUCGUGCUGCAAGAAAUCAUCAGCGGGGCGCUUUGCAUCACAGGGCGUAGACUAGUUCCCAGUCCCUCCAUCAUUUACUCUUAUUUAAAUUCCAGUCAACUAUGCAUGCCCAGCUAGCUGCAGCAAAUUUUUAAUGAGUAUUGAAUGUACUUGUCUGGUCUUUUUCUUCAUUUAAUUUUUAAGAUAAUUAAAUUUUAGUGAAUUUGUACCUCUUGUUCUUUUUAACUUCAUCGUUUUGUUGUGACUAAUUUUUUAUUCAUGAAUUUUAAACUUGAGAUUUACUGCCAAGUUGAAAAGGAUUUUAAAAUUUACUAAUGGCCCGGCCUUAAAACAAAAUUAGUUUUAAGGCAUAAUUUAUGUAAUAUUUGAGGGUUUGGGAGAUCGAGGAAUUAAACAGCACGUCAAUAUCCUUGGAAAUAAUGAUCCUGUUCUAUUUUGUAACCAGCGGUGUUUUUUUUAUAUGAAAGAGGCCUCUAAAAUCAAAGCAUAUUAAAUAUACACUGUACUUGCCGCAAAGAAAUCAUCACAGAUUAAAGACAAGUAAACGAGCUUAAUCUGUCAAUAAACGGAAACCAGCCGAAGAUUGA
Patiria miniata (bat star) is the source of this 1556-nucleotide messenger RNA. RefSeq lists its product as uncharacterized. The record is from RefSeq and is a predicted model, not a curated record. Lineage: Eukaryota; Metazoa; Echinodermata; Asteroidea; Valvatida; Asterinidae. The transcript has 2 exons. The coding region runs from base 246 to 872 and encodes 208 amino acids. Gene Ontology annotation, cellular component: intracellular anatomical structure.